AUAACUUCCUGUUUACAUCACGUGACGGUUGGAGUCCCCUUCACACGUGAUGCGUGCUACCUGCAUCUGUCAGAGAGCGAGACUGAUGAUUGUGUCAAUGCAUGUACGGUAUCCUGGAGGUAGGUGAUGAUAUGUCUCUAACACGGGAUCCACGGAUGGUUGUGAGCUGACGAUACUCAACAUUAGGACAAAUCUUAUAGAAGAAAAUACUCAUUUUUACAAUAAUUCUCACUCAGCGGAUGAAUAUCAAUGAUGGAACAGGAGGAAAGUCAGCCCUUACUGCCACACAGCAGACGGACAACCAGCUCCCCGCCCCCGCGAAUCACCAUACAUGCAGGCAUGGGUGUGGCUAAAGUUGUGAAAAUGGUAGCUAAAAACUACUGUAAAAAGUGUUGUUCUGUGGAAACAUUAAAGGAAAGAGUUCCCAUCACUAACUGGCUACCCAAAUAUAAUCUGAAUACGUUACAGUGUGAUUUGGUGGCAGGUCUGACUGUGGCCCUGACAGUGAUACCCCAGGGACUGGCGUAUGCCAAGAUAGCACGACUUCCCACACAGUAUGGCCUGUACUCGGCAUUCAUGGGCUGUUUUGUGUACUGUUUCCUGGGAACAGCCAAAGACAUCACCCUGGGACCCACAGCCAUCAUGUCUCUGAUGACAGCUGCCUUUGCCUACUCUCCUGUGGAAAAUGACCCUACCUAUGCAAUUGUCCUGUGCCUGCUGUGUGGGUGUGUCCAGCUUCUCAUGGGCCUCCUAAACCUUGGUAUACUCGUCAACUUUAUAUCCUAUCCAGUGAUCAAUGCCUUCACGUCGGCAGCAGCCAUCACCAUUGGCUUCGGCCAAGUCAAGGGAUUGUUAGGACUGACAGAUAUUCCAAGGGAUUUUCCACACAUGGUGUAUCAGACAUUUAAAAAGAUUCCUGAAACCAAAGUCUGGGAUAUGACAAUGGGGUUGAUAUGUCUUGUACUUCUCUUCUUACUUAAGAGAAUGAGAGCAAUUCAAUGGAAUGAUCCUCCAGAUGGUUCACCCCCUAACUGGUGUGUAAAGAUCUGUCGCUACAUUGUCUGGCUGACUGGAACAGCUGCUAAUGCCAUCAUAGUGAUCACUGCCUCUGGAGUGGUAGCGAUCCUACGGAGCCAGAACAUUGAUGAUGCCAUCAGUAUAACAGGAGACAUAGAACCAGGGUUACCUCCCUUUAGGGCACCUUCAUUCUCCGUUCAAAAUGGAAAUGAAACCAUAUCAGCAGGAACUAUCUUAUCUAGCAUCGGAGCAGGUAUAGGCAUAGUACCAUUGUUAGGCCUCGUGGAACUGAUUGCUAUUGGAAAAGCCUUUGCUCGGCAAAAUAAUUACAAAAUCUAUCCAAACCAAGAGUUGAUAUCUAUUGGUAUUGCUAACAUUAUUAGCUCGUUCAUGUCCUCCUACCCGGUGACUGGGAGCUUCUCAAGAACUGCUGUCAAUUCUCAAAGUGGUGUAAAAACUCCAGCCUCGGGUCUUGUUACAGGUGCUGUGGUACUGUUAGCCCUACAGUUCCUUACUCCACUCUUCUUCUUCAUCCCAAAGGCAGCAUUGUCAGCGGUCAUCAUCUCUGCUGUCAUCCAGAUGGUCGACUACAAAAUUGUCAAAAAACUUUGGAAGUCAAACAAAAUUGACCUGAUUCCUCUGUUUGUGACCUUCAUAGCUUCACUUGGUGUUGGUAUCGAGUACGGCAUCCUCAUUGGUAUAGGAGUUGACCUUUUGAGUUUACUCUACCCGAUAGCUAGACCAAACAUCAAAAUAACAGACAAGGGAAUAGUGGUACUGAAGAUGGAACAAGGUGUACGCUUCCCCGCCGUGGACUUCCUACAGAGUACAGUCACAGAUGCGGCCACUGUACAGGGUGAUAAGUUGAGAUCGGUUGUCAUGGACUGUAGUUAUAUAACUGCAACAGACUAUAGCUCUGUACAGGGCAUCAUUGAGCUGAUUGCUGAAUUCAAAAGAAAAGGAGCACGGAUUGUCUUUGCAUGUCUUUGUACCAAAGUGUUAGAGAGAUUACAGGAGAGAGAGAUCCCCGACUUACUCGUCAGCUCCACUGUGGAAGAGGGCUUCAAACUCCUUCAAGAUGAAAUAAAUCCCGAGUUUGACGACCUUGGUAAGAGUGGGGAGACAACUGUGGUUGUACCAGUGGACUAUUCCGGCAUUAGACUGUGAUACGAGUAUAAAUAACAUAUUGCUGCAGGCUCAUACUCAGGAUGUUGUACUCAGCUUCUACAGAGUGGAGGGACCAGUGCAAGGGAACUCUCAUCUUCACGAGGUUUUCAGUGCUGGUCCCGCGGCCUCAUCAAUACUCCUUAACUUAAGGAAAUCCCUUAACUUGAAAUUUCCCAUAGGAAUGCAUUGUUGGAUUCAAGGUGUUAUUAACAGGAACUUUUCUUAAGUUCUGUAAUGUUUUUCUAUAUAAAAUUUUAAGCUUAGGAAUAUUGACGAAACUGACUUAUUAUGAUUAAAUCAUAUUCCCCAGAUCACACUUAUCGUCACCUUAUAAAGCAUCAUUUUAUGUACGCCUUCUGACAAGGAAGUUAGAAAAUAACAAAUUUUGGAAAGAAAAUCCUAUUUCAAGCCAAAAUAUUUGUCAAAUGCUUAGUCUUUUUCUGGAUCCUGCAACUGUAUGCCACUUGUGGAUUGUUUCUUGAUCAAAUAUUUAUUGUCUGAUCAUGAUUUUGUGAUUCUAGGGUUCCAAUUAUUGUUGAAAUGAUUUAUUUUUAUAUUUCUACUUUAUAUUGGUAUAUAUUUUACUGUGUACAUAUAUGUAAUUGUAUAUCCUGACCAAUACAUCUUAUGAUCUAUCUCUACAAAUCAUCAAGGCUGUCAGAAUUGUUUUUGUUGUGGAUGAUGCAACAUAAAAGUAAUGUCAGAUAUCAUUUUGACAUGAAUGUGCAGAUUUUAAAUUUAAAUGCUAAUUUAAUUUUCAUAAUAAAAUUGUGAUAUCAACAUU
This is a messenger RNA of Pecten maximus, 2968 nucleotides long. Its product is annotated as sodium-independent sulfate anion transporter-like. The record is from RefSeq and is a predicted model, not a curated record. The transcript is spliced from 22 exons. Bases 250 to 2184 code for a protein of 644 amino acids. Gene Ontology annotation, molecular function: sulfate transmembrane transporter activity. Gene Ontology annotation, cellular component: membrane. Gene Ontology annotation, biological process: transmembrane transport. Lineage: Eukaryota; Metazoa; Mollusca; Bivalvia; Pectinida; Pectinidae.